Molecule: messenger RNA, 411 nt
Organism: Rotaria sordida
Lineage: Eukaryota; Metazoa; Rotifera; Eurotatoria; Philodinida; Philodinidae
Source: the annotation of a GenBank genome assembly
AUGCGUCGUCGAAUACUUUUUACUAUCGUCUUUUGCUUAUUUUUUGCAACUACUUCAUCGAUUGAAUGCUAUACGGGUACGGAUACCAGAUGUCUGUUAGCACCUGAUAUGGAAAAUUGUGGUUCAGGAGAAGUUUGUAGAUGUGUAAAAUAUCGUUUUAAAUGUACAAAAGAUGAUCAAGCUUGUAGUCAACGAGAACAAGCAACAGGAGUUACAAAAUGGGCAUAUUCAAUGAUUUCUAAAAACCUAUGUAACAGAUUGGAGAAUGUAUUGAUCGGUAUUUCUAAUGUACAAUGUUGCUCAACUAAUCGAUGCAAUCGACCUGAUAAUGGUAAAUGUUCAUGGUCUCAAGCUCGUCGUCGACUUUUACGUAAAUUCACUGAUAUACUCUCCUUUAAUGAUAAAUAUUGA